Molecule: messenger RNA, 1335 nt
Organism: Letharia columbiana
Lineage: Eukaryota; Fungi; Ascomycota; Lecanoromycetes; Lecanorales; Parmeliaceae
Exons: 2
Coding region: 1-1335 (444 amino acids)
Cellular component (GO): cytoplasm
Source: RefSeq, a predicted model, not a curated record
AUGCCCCUCACAGUCCUUUCCAACGCAGACAUCCACUCCCUACUCCUCACCCUCACCCGAGAUGACAUUGCCGAACUCCAGCACAAUCUCGCGGAAGCCCUCCAUGAAUAUUCGACAGGAACGCAAGAAAGCACCGUUGGAUGCAGCGCCAACCAGCCCCAACGCAUUGCUGUCCCCGCUGCCAAUAAGCAAACUACUCUCUUCAUGCCCGCCAGCACAAGUACGAGCAGAGGCAUCAAAAUCAUAACCCUAGCCACAGCGCCUAUCCCUUCGUCUACGCCUAGCCUUGGCAAAUUAAGCAUCGAUUCUCCACGAAGUGGUUCUCCCGUUCCCAAAUCACCUUCGAUCGCUAGCUCAAGAUCUUCUACAACCUUAGCCUCGCAAACAUCCUCAAAAUCGAGCGUCCCAUCUACAGACCUUUCAGUGUUUUCCUCCCACACCACUACACCUCGUGGCUCCCUAACGCUCCUAACAUCCACCGGCAUUCCCUACGCCUUCCUCGACGCGGAAGAACUGACAGCUUUCCGUACUGCGCUCGCAUCUACCAUCAUCUUUAACCGCCGCUCCCAUGUCCAUUCCAUUACGGUCUUCGGGGCAGGCAUGCAAGCAAAAUGGCACAUACGCCUCGCUCUCAUGCUGCGUGGGUCCGAAAUUCAUCACGUCGACAUCAUAAACCGCUCAUUUGCCCGGGCAAAAGAACUCAUGCAUGAAUUCUACACCUCACCCGAUUGGGAAGGCUUACGCAACGCGAAUUCGAAAUUGGCAUUUAGCAUUGUCUCCUCCGAGUACGGCGAGUAUCAACGGCUAUUGAAGGAACACAUCCGCAAAGCAGAUGCCAUCUUCCUUUGCACGCCUAGCACCGCCCCUCUUUUCCCAGCCGAACACCUUACCAGCACCGAAGGCAGAAAGAAAGGGAGAUACAUAAGCGCAAUAGGCAGCUACCGCCCUCACAUGUGUGAGAUCCAUCCCGACAUUCUGAGUCAAGCCGUCGCACCUGACCAUAAACGCCACCAUCAUAAGCACGCAGACAAAGGAGGCGUCAUUGUAGUCGAUUCGCUUGAAGCCUGCUUGAAGGAAGCGGGCGAAAUCAUCCAGGCAGGAAUAACGGCGGAGCAGCUCGUGGAGAUUGGAGAGCUCUUGAUGGUCAAGAAAGCGAGCAUGAGGGAAAUUGAAAUGGGAACUGGAGAGGGCGAGAAGGGUCUCCGGAGGUGGGUAGAGAAUGGAAAUGUUAUCUACAAGAGCGUAGGAAUCGGGCUUAUGGAUAUCUGUGUUGGCGAAGAUUUAGUAGCGUUGGCGAUGCAAAGGGGAAUUGGGACUCGCGUGGAGGGGUUUUGA